CAGGAAUUUGUGCGCGAUCAAAAUGCGUUUCCUGUACAUAUUUUUGGUAGCUGCCUUCCUAGCUGUGGCCUAUGCAGCCACAAAUGCUGACACAGAAACAGAAAAAAAUGUGGAACAAGUUCCUCAUUCUCGUCAGAAAAGAACAAUUCUUUUGAAAAAAAAACUUGCACUUCUAGGAGGAGCAUUACUUGCUAAAAAAUUAAUUGCAGGCAAAUUGUUAUACAAAGGCUUCGGUGGAGGAUAUGGCGGAGGAUAUGGCGGAGGAUACAAUGGAUACAAUGGAUACAAUGGAUAUAGUGGAUAUGGAGGAAAUGGUGGAUAUGGAGGACCAGGAGGUUAUUAUGGAGGAAAUGGCUAUAAUGGCUAUAAUGGAAAUGGCUAUAGCGCAGGUUUUGGAAAAUCGUUUGGCGCAAGUUAUGGUGUACAAUUUGGAGGAAAUGUUGGUGCCCAAUUUGGUGGCAACGGAGGAACCAAUAAUGGCCAAUAUGGUCCACCCCCACCCCCUAGUGUAUACUAUCCACAAAGCAGCAGUAACAGCUAUGCCUACGCUGGCUAUUCUAGAUAAAAUUAUCUCCAUGAAUGUUAUUUAACAAAAAAAUAACAAAACAUCAUCUCUUGCCAUCGAGAAGACUUGAUAUAACAUAAAAAUAAUAAUUCAAAAACUUUUCAAACGCAUCUUGUAUUAUUAUUGUAAAAAAUCAUUUUCACGCUCAUAAAACUUUUUUUAUUAAAGUUCAA
Molecule: messenger RNA, 738 nt
Organism: Leptopilina heterotoma
Lineage: Eukaryota; Metazoa; Arthropoda; Insecta; Hymenoptera; Figitidae
Product: probable peroxisomal membrane protein PEX13
Exons: 4
Coding region: 23-565 (180 amino acids)
Source: RefSeq, a predicted model, not a curated record